CGGCCCCGGGCGGGCCCCCGCCGGGCGGCACCUCGGCGGGGGACAUGGAGCGCUACUACCGCCUGCUCCGCGCCGCCGCGCUGCUGGAGGCCGCCGCCGAAACUGCAAUACCCAUCUGUGCAAAGGACAUCAGUGAUGAUCUGAUGAAGGAGUUUGCUUUUCUGUCUGGUGGAAGGGGGAAGGACAAGGCUUGGAUUAUCACCCUCCCCGACAACGCUGGCUUCAACCAGGUGCCCGAGGAGAGCGUGUCCAAGGUGCUGACCUACCUGACUGCAGUCCCGAGUCAGCAUGAGUCUGACACUAAAUUUAUCCUAAUCCUGGAUAGAAGACUGGACACAUGGACAUCAGUCAAAACAACUCUCCAAAAAAUAGCAGCGUCCUUCCCGGGGAACCUGCACUUGGUGAUGGUUCUGCGUCCCACGGGCUUUUUCCAGCGCACCUUCACCGACAUCGGCUUCCGCUUCAGCCACGAGGAUUUCCUGCUCAAGUUACCGGUGGUGAUGCUGAGCUCUGUCAGUGACCUGCUGACCUACAUCGAUGAGCAGCAGCUGACCCCGGAGCUCGGGGGCACGCUGGAGUACUGCCACAGCGAGUGGGUCAUCUUCAGGACGGCCAUCGAGAGCUUUGCCCUGACGGUGAAGGAGAUCGCGCAGAUGCUGCAGAGCUUCGGCACGGAGCUGGCGGAGGCGGAGCUGCCCGAGGACAUGCUCUCCAUCGAGCGCAUCCUGGCACUGCGCACCGAGCGCUACUGCCAGCUCAAGGAAGAUAUUACAGCGGUCACAAAGGAGGGAAACCUGCUUUUGAGCAGUUUUGAAGAGCCAGACUCAGGGGAAUGCAGUCAGGAGCAGCAGCAAGAGAGGCCUGGGGACUGGGAGACGGUGAAUCGGUUGCUUGGUCAGCUGCGUGAGAUGGAGACUGCUUUUGAUGGCUUCUGGGAAAAGCACCAGUUAAAAAUGGAACAAUAUUUACAACUGUGGAAGUUUGAGCAAAGUUUUCAAGAGGUCAAGAAUGCCAUUGAGUUUUUAAUGGGUCAGCAAGCGGAGCUGCCCGACACCGGCGACAGCAUCCCCCAGGUGAAGCAGAGGCUCAAGGACCUGGAUCAUUUCCAUGGCAUGGCUCAGGAGCUGAUUGGGAAGGCCCAGCUGGUGAUACUGCACGGGCACCAGCUGGCAGCCAACCACCACUACGCCCUCAACCUGAUCUGCCAGCAGUGCAACGAGCUGCGGCACCACUCCGACCUCCUGGCUGAGGACAUCAAGAGGAAGCAGAUGCGCCUGCAGAAGACCUUGGAGCUCCAUACCCGCCUGCAGCAGGCCCUGCAGUGCUGUGAUGAAGGUGCCUACCUGCUCGCCAACCAGCAGAUGGACAAGUGCCAGUCUAAAGAAGGUGCUCAGAAAGCUCUCCAGGACAUAGAAAGAUUCCUUGAAAGCUCUUCAUGCUACCUAAACUGUGAUCCCCAAGCCCUGCACUACGACUUUGAGUCAGUUUUAACCUCCGAGUUGAAGGGCCAGAUCCAGUCGGUGCAGGUGAAGCUGGAGAACGUGCGCAGCAUGUUUGAGAACAGGCAGUGCUGCUUCAGGAGGCUGCUGGACAAGCACGUGCGGCCCGUGCAGCUGGUGGCUCCUCGGCCAGAAAACCCCCCCCGGGCCAAGUCCCCCCUCUUCUCUCCUAAGCACGGUGUAGAUUUUAAUUCCAGUUUGAAAUUUUCAUUUGAUCUCUCUCUCCCUGGGAAGAAAACUUCAAGAAAAACUCCAAGUUCUCGCAAGAUCGAGGUCAUGCACGACUACCAGGAGAAGAGGAGCUCCCUGCAGUGCUUCAUUUCAGACAGCGAUGACAGCUUGGAUAUUCUGAAGGGCCAUGUCAUAAAUGAGCUUAUAGAAACAGAGAGGGUGUAUGUGGAGGAGCUCUUCACUGUUCUGACGGGCUACAGGGCUGAGAUGGAUAAUCCUGCCAUGCUCAUCCUCCUGCCCCCCGUGCUGAGGAACAGGAAGGACGUUCUCUUCGGGAACAUGCCCGAGAUCUACGACUUCCACAACAAAAUUUUCCUGCACAGCCUGGAAAACUGCCUGGGAGCACCUGAGAGAGUGGGAUGUUGUUUCCUAGACAGGCGGGAGGAUUUCCAGAUGUAUGAGAAGUACUGCCAGAACAAGCCCCGCUCCGAGUCCCUGUGGAGGCAGUGCUCCGAGAGCUCCUUCUUCCAGGAAUGCCAAAGAAAAUUGGAACACAAACUGGGGCUGGAUUCCUAUCUGCUCAAACCAGUGCAGCGCCUGACAAAGUACCAGCUGCUCCUGAAGGAGCUGCUAAAGUACAGCACGAGCUGUGAUGGGGUUCAGGAACUUCAAGAAGCUCUGGUUGCAAUGCUGGAUUUGCUGAAGUCAGUCAACGACUCCAUGCAUCAGAUUUCAAUCACAGGAUAUGACGUGAGUACUCUGAGCAAAGAGCCCUUGCACAGGCUGGGUGAUGCACUGGCCACGGGUGAGCAGGGUUUCCCUCCUCGCCCUGCUGAGGUGGCUGUGAGUGACACAGCCGGUCCCAGCUGUGCUGUUCCUCCCCCAGUGCCGUACCCCUGCGGGAGGAUCACGGCUCCCGAGGCCAAGAGGAAGCUCACCCGGUCCAUGAACACCUUUGAGCACUGGAACAUCACGGGAGAUGACCCUGAGGAUGGCCCUGGGGAGGACAACGCCACGGAAAGCAGCACCCCUGCCCCCAGCAGGAUCACGCCCGUGCUCAGGACGGGCACACGCGUUGUCGGCGGGUCGGACAGCAUGAAGGGAGAGGUGCCCUGGCAGGUUCUGCUGGUGAACAGCGAAGGCUUCGGCUUCUGCGGCGCAUCCAUCAUCAACGAGAAGUGGCUGGUGACAGCAGCUCACUGCCUGAAGCCGGGCUACACCCACAACAUCACUGCUGUGGCAGGUGAACAUGACACCAGGAGCGACGACCACACGGAGCAGCUGCGCAGGGUGGUGAGGCUGCUGCCCCACCCCACGUACAACGCCUCCAUCAACGAGUACCACAACGACAUCGCCCUGCUGGAGCUGGAGCAGCCCCUGACCUUCAACCCCUACGUCACCCCCAUCUGCCUGGGCAGCCGCGAGUUCACCAACGCGCUGCUGAAGCAAGGCGUGGGCACGGUCAGCGGCUGGGGCAAGGUGCUGUUCCGCGGCCGCCAGGCCACCACCCUGCAGGUGCUCAGGGUGCCCUUCGUGGACCGGCCCACCUGCCUGAAGAGCACCUCCACCAGCAUCCUGCAGAACAUGUUCUGCGCGGGCUUCCCGUCCGGGGGCAGGGACACCUGCGAGGGGGACAGCGGCGGGCCCUACGCCUCCGAGAUCGAGGGCACCUGGUUCCUGACGGGGAUCACCAGCUGGGGCGAGGAGUGCGCCCUGCCAGGCAAGUACGGCAUCUACACCAGGGUCUCCAAGUACCUCAAGUGGAUCAAGCAAACCACGAGGCUCCCCUGAGCCCAGGCAGCGCCGUGCCACGCUGCUGUGCCAGGCUGGAGGACGGACUGGGGACACGGAGGGGACCACGGCAAUCCCUGUGCCUUUGAGAGAUCAUUGCAUUUCAAUAAACAUUCCUAAAUGAAAUAGCUUUUGCUCUUGGAAGGCAGAAGUAAAGAGAAUGCAAUGCAAAUGUGGUAAUAAGGAAAUAAAAAGCCCUUUUAAUGAC
Molecule: messenger RNA, 3669 nt
Organism: Lonchura striata (white-rumped munia)
Lineage: Eukaryota; Metazoa; Chordata; Aves; Passeriformes; Estrildidae
Source: RefSeq, a predicted model, not a curated record